Molecule: messenger RNA, 1032 nt
Organism: Acaulospora morrowiae
Lineage: Eukaryota; Fungi; Glomeromycota; Glomeromycetes; Diversisporales; Acaulosporaceae
Source: the annotation of a GenBank genome assembly
AUGGCACCGAUUACUCAAUCUUCCUCGGUGUCUAAAAGGACAACUGCUCGAAAGCCAGUCCCACAAGGUCCGACCGCAGAAGAAACUCCAAAGGAGUACUUCGAAAAAUGUAGAACCAAAAUUUUAAUGGGUCAUACGAAAACCGUCCGGACUGUGGCCUGGAACUGCGACGGUAGAAAGCUCGCCAGUGGCUCUGUCGAUAAGACGGUGCGCCUCUGGGAGGCCGAUCAGGAAGAUAUCAAAUAUUCGGUCAAACUACUCGGACACGAAGAAAGUGUUGAUCAAUUAUGUUGGAAUCCAUUGUCACCUUACGAACUUGCUACUGCAUCUACCGAUAGAACGGUCAGGUUCUGGGAUACGAGAGAUUCCAAGAGAAGCACUCACGUGGUAUCUACUGACGGCGAAAAUAUAAACAUUAGUUGGAGUUGGAACGGUGAAAUGGUUGCUGUUGGUGAUAAGGAUGAUAAAAUAUCAUUCAUUGACCCGAGAAAAUCACCACCAGCUAUAGUAAAAACAUAUACAGAAGUUGAUGAUUAUAGAGACGAGAUAAAUGAAAUAAGUUGGAAUCAUGAUUGUUCUAUGUUCUUUUUGACAACUGGUUCUGGUGCAAUAAAAAUGUUAGAAUGGCCAUCUUUGUCAGUGGUACAAGUCUUGCGAGGACAUACAGCAAAUUGUUAUUGUCUGGAUUUUGAUCCAAAACAACGAUAUGUUGCAGCUGGGAGUGCAGACGCUACUGUGACUUUAUGGGAUAUUAAAAACGGGGUUUGCGUAAGAACAUUCAAGGGAUUAGAAUUUCCUGUACGAACAAUAAGUUUUUCACACGAUGGCAUUUAUCUGGCAUCCGCGUCAGAAGACGAAUAUAUUCAUGUGUCGGACGUUGAGAGAGGCGGUAAACCAGUGUUUAAAAUUAGGACGCAGGCAGCCACUAAUUCGGUUGCAUGGCAUCCAAAAGGGUACCUGUUGGCUUUCGCUGGUGAUGCAGAAAUUGAUAAGCAAUAUAUUGGAUUGCAUGUAUUCGGCUUCAACAAUUGA